AUGACGGACAUGGAGAACGCAACGAGAGCUCCCGAGAGCGACGCGCAGCCGCCGCCGCCGCCGCCGCCGAAGGAUCUGCCGCAGGAUGAGGGCCAGUCCACCUCGGGCUCCGAACUCCUCGAUGACGUUCCUGGCCAGGCAGCUUCGCUCACGGGCGAGCACUGCAUCACGGACCGGCCGACUCGUGCGUUGCCCAAGCUGCCGAGCGGCCAGUCUGCCACUGGCGAGAUCACGAAGCUCGACAACGUCGAUGUCUACGUCUCGAAACCGGCGGAUUACCCUCACGCGCCCGCCCGCCUGCUCCUCCUCCUCACCGGCGGCACCGGCAUCCGGUCGACCAACAACCAGAUCCAAGCCGACAAGUACGCCUCGGCCGGAUACCUCGUCCUCAUGCCCGACCUCUUUGCCGGCGACACGGCGCCGACGGCGGCGACCAUCACCGACGACUCCACGACGCUGCUCGAGCAGGUCAAGAUCAAGGCCGUCGAGGUUACCAAGUCGUUCAUGAUCGACAUGUGGCUGGCGCGCAUCACGGCCGACAAGGUCAUGCCCCUCCUCCACAAGGUCAUCGACACGGCAAAGGACGAGUACGCGGAUGCCGUCAAGCACGGCGAUGGGAUGUACGCCGUCGGCUACUGCGUCGGAGCCAGGUUCGUCCUCCUGCUGGCCAAGGCGGAGCGGCAAGGCGAGCAAGGCGACGGGGCCAAGAAGGGCCCGCACAUCAAGGCGGGCGCCCUCGCGCACGCGGCGUCGGUGGUGCCCGAUGACUUCAAGGACCUCGAGGUGCCGCUGAGCUUGAUCUGCGUCGAGAACGACCCGCUGUUCCCGGACGCCGUGCGGUCGGCGGGCGAGGAGGUCAUGUCGACGGCCAACCUCGAGCACGAGGUCAAGGUGUACCCUGGCGUACCACACGGUUUCGCCGUCGUCGGUUCCUACGCCGACAGCGCCAUCGGCGAGGCCCAGGCGGCGGCGUACGAGCAGAUGCUCAGCUGGAUUCAGGAACAUUGA
This is a messenger RNA of Drechmeria coniospora, 1008 nucleotides long. RefSeq names its product dienelactone hydrolase. The coding region runs from base 1 to 1008 and encodes 335 amino acids. Gene Ontology annotation, molecular function: hydrolase activity. The record is from RefSeq and is a predicted model, not a curated record. NCBI's taxonomy places the organism in Eukaryota, Fungi, Ascomycota, Sordariomycetes, Hypocreales, Ophiocordycipitaceae. The transcript has 4 exons.